Messenger RNA from Aspergillus affinis, 1776 nucleotides. Its product is annotated as Zn(II)2Cys6 transcription factor domain-containing protein. NCBI's taxonomy places the organism in Eukaryota, Fungi, Ascomycota, Eurotiomycetes, Eurotiales, Aspergillaceae. Bases 1 to 1776 code for a protein of 591 amino acids. The transcript is spliced from 2 exons. The record is from RefSeq and is a predicted model, not a curated record. Gene Ontology annotation, biological process: regulation of DNA-templated transcription. Gene Ontology annotation, molecular function: zinc ion binding; DNA-binding transcription factor activity, RNA polymerase II-specific.
AUGGCGUCCGUCUACUCCAUCCGAAAGCCUAUCGUCCCUCUCCGAUCUCGAUUGGGAUGUAAAACCUGCCGAAUCCGCAAAGUCAAAUGUGGACAAGAGAAACCACUUUGUGUGCGCUGCACAAGCACAGGCCGCAAAUGCGAGUAUGAUGCCAACCCGGUGUCCAAUACAUUCUCCUCAACUCCGUCGACCAAUUCCAUCCUGGACCGUUCCCUUUCGUCUGCCCCCAAUACGGUGUGGCGGGAGCGUCGCGCAUUCGCUUAUUAUUCCGAACAUGUCGCCUCUUUCAUGGCAGGAGAUUUAGAUCUCGGAUUCUGGCGCCAGACAGUUCCGCAAGUAUGUCGCAGGGAACCGGCUGUCUGGGAUGCCGUGAACGCCAUCAGCGCGCUGUUCGAGAGUCCCGAUCCAUGUCUAGAUCCAGUAUUCUUGCGUCGAAAUCCUGGGAUGUUUCGGUCUCUCGAUCAGAGCCACCAGGACGCGCUUACUUGGUACUCGCGAUCCUUAUCCACGAUUCGGGGCCAGAUUGACCGAGGGGCGGUCGACACGCACACGGCCUUGGUAAGCUGCGUGUUGUUUGUCUGCAUUGAGACACUACAGGGUCAUGUGGAAUCGGCAUUAGAGCUGUACCGACAGGGUGAAACCCUCGUCCUGAAUCUACUAAAUAAGGGUAUCGGGAGGGGUUUGUCCAUCGCGGAAACGACCUUUCUCAAGGAAACAGUCAUUCCUCUCUUCCUACGAUUAGGAACCAUCGCUCUCUCCAUUUCAGGUGUGCCACCAAGUCGUCUCAUCAGCACUUACGAUAUUAUGGUAGGAAACCAGUUUACUUCCCUCGACUCUGCCCGAGUGGCUAUUACGGCCCUUGUUUCGGAGGGCAUGCUUUUCCAGCGGGCCGCAGAGGUGCAUACUCUAGCUGUCGGUGGCGAGCAACACGUGGCCGAGGAAUUUAUUGCUCAACAGAAAACUCUGGUAUCACGAAUUGAAGACUGGCACUGUGCAUUCCAACGAUUCCUCACGUCCGCUUCAAAAUCACGGGAUAGCGCAGCUGCCAAUCUUCUGACAUACUAUGCCGCCACCAAAAUUGUUGUCUCGGUCUGUCUGGCAUCAGAUGAAGCAAUUUAUGAUGUGCAUAUAUCCGACUUUCAGACUAUUGUUGAUCAGGCUGAAAUAGUUCUGGAUGCUUCGGCCGGAUUGAAUGGUGCUCAGCCGCCAUUCACAUUCGAGAUGGGGGCAGGUUUGCCCCUAUUUUUAACAGCAAUGAAAUGUCGCCACCGUUCUAUCCGAGCAAAAGCGUUGCAGCUGUUGCGCAAAUCUCCCCAAAUCCAGGGAUUCUACAAAUGCACCCCUGGUGCGGCUUUGGCUCAAAAACUUGCAGAAAUGGAGGAGGUCAUUAGCAGUACUAUGCUAAACCCCGAGCAUCACACAGACGCAUUCAGUCCGGCCUCCACGAUCAUGGCAAAUGAUACCACCAGUGCCUUUAAUCUCCUCGGUCAUCCCUCGACAACGAAGCUAGAUUCGACAUAUUCAGAAAUACGCAAGACCCCUCCGUUGUCUCCAAAUAGCGUCUUUUCAAACCCGAUGAUCAUUCCCAACCAAGCUCGAAUUAAAUUCGUUGGCAUUUUUAGGCCGCAGGACACUCCAUGGCUCGUGGGGAAUCAUGACCUCUCAAAAUGGAAGCGAGGACCAGAUCAACUCUUCAUCAGAUUUAUGCGGUAUCGAUACGACACAACAAGUGGAUUGUGGGAGUGGGUUGACGAUGUCGUGCCGAUAGACUACUGA